Molecule: messenger RNA, 4424 nt
Organism: Anarrhichthys ocellatus (wolf-eel)
Lineage: Eukaryota; Metazoa; Chordata; Actinopteri; Perciformes; Anarhichadidae
Gene: eps8l3a
Product: EPS8 signaling adaptor L3a
Exons: 19
Coding region: 1142-3046 (634 amino acids)
Biological process (GO): positive regulation of ruffle assembly; regulation of Rho protein signal transduction; Rho protein signal transduction
Cellular component (GO): vesicle; ruffle membrane; plasma membrane
Molecular function (GO): actin binding
Source: RefSeq, a predicted model, not a curated record
GCUCAGACGGGAUGCCACACUAAAGGUCUCACACCCUUAUCUGAGUGAACUCGGAAUCCCACAGAUCACUUUGCUACUGACAGUGGACUUUGUCCUUCUCCUUUAUGAGGAAGUCUUGGGUGUUUGUCGUUGACUGAAGUACAGGGUUAAACUAUGAUUUGUAUUUCUUCUAAAUAAUACAACAGUAUUCAUCUACCGGAUAUCAAAGGUAAGAGCUUUUGACUUUGAAUCUCCACCAUAAACUGGAUAUGUCUUUGUUAUAUGUGUAUGUGAUCUGUACUUGAUGCUUGUUACGUGUUCGCAUUUCAUUUAACACAAUUCAAACGAACUCGACAUCACCACGAUCUUCCUUUUAUUCCUUAUAGUGAAUGCAGGAUAACCACCGCUUCACCCGGCUUUAUCUUAAAUAAGGUGCUGGAAGUAUCAAAAAAGCUCAAACUGGUAGAACGGAUAUCCGCACACUUAAAUGCAGAGAACAUUAAGAUGAACACUUUAUUUUUUAGCUUUCGGUCUAAAGGACCUUUUAUUACAUAGGAUUUUGAAAACAGAUUUAAUUAUAAAAAAAAUAUUUUUGUACUUUUCUGACUUACCGUAGAAUGAACUUAACCAUUCAUUCAGCUUCUGUGUUUGACAAAUGUGUUUUAUUGUAUUGAAAGAGAUAAUUUACCUUUUUGUUUUUAUAUACUGUUAACUAUUUCUAUCUUCACUUGUGUUAGACACAGACAGUCUUUAAAAUAUACAAAACCCUUGGAAUCUUCCAACAGCACCAUAAAGAUGUCGUCGUUAGGUGGGUCACAGAGCUGUGUUGCUAGGUGACUGUAACUAGUUGAUGACUAUCAACAUCUGUUUUUUUAUUUAUUGCUAAUAAUGAAGGUGUUGUUUGAGCAAAGGCUCAUUUUGCUUUUGACAGUCGUAAAAGUUGUGUUUUUUUCAAUUAAAACUCAACAAAAGUUGAGUUUUUUAAGCUUCUGUUUGCUUUGAAUAAACACUGAUGGCCGACAAACUUCCCAAAAUAAACGAGUUAUAGAUUUAUUUCCGAUGUAGGUUGCUGACACAGCUCAUACCACUGACAUUACAGAUUUAUGGUGUGUAUAACUCAUAUCAUGUAUGAUAGGGCAGGUGUGUUAGUUCAGUGCUGAACAUGUUCAGAAGUAACAGUCCCUUUGGCAACGACACCAGCAGCUGGACAGGAUCAAUCCAGUCCAAUGGCUUCUCUAUUGAUGAGGUGUCAUCACAGGUGUCAAGUCUGUCGAGGCCCAGUGCAAAGUCAAUUUACUUGCAAAGGAUGGAGUAUGCAGUAUCAGUAAACAAGAUGAUGAACAAAUUUCAAUACAGAGUGGAGCACUUGUUCACUUGUGGCCUGGAUGGGAAGGGCUUGAGAAGCAUAGAAGACUGUGUGGAGCGGCUGAAAGUGCUGGACGGGAUGGGUCGUGUGUGGGGUCAGAACAUGCUGCUGGAGGUACGAGGCGCCAACCUGCUGCUCACAGACAUUGAAACCAAGGAGACGCUGGAGUCCAUGGCUUUCGACGACAUCCUGGAGCUGCAGGCUGUGCUUGACGCUGGAGUGUUUAAAUCCCUGCUCACAGUGUCGGUCCGGCUCGGGAGAAAACACAACACCACUGUCUUCAUGUUUCAGUGUGAGGAUGUCAGGGCUGACUAUGUUCAAAGGGAUCUCUCAGGAGCUUUGUCGCGCGGGAGUCAUGAUUCAAGCAUCGGCAGGAAUGCAGGACUACUGGCAGGACGUCAGGGAAUGAAACACCUUCCUAACGCUGCAAAGUAUAAUGAACCUGAAGAGCAGAUGCCCCCAUGGAUGGCUCCUGACUAUGAAGAUGAUGACGUCCCUGAGCGUGAACCGUUUGUGCCUCAGAAGGAGGAGGAGGAGGAGGAGGAGGAGGAGGAGGAGGCCCCCGCUCCCAGAGAGGAGGUGCCAUCCCCGCAGCACUCAACCAACGAAGAAGAACCUCUGUCUACCCCACGCCCAUACACAGACCUGGACAGGAAUGCAGAUAUCUUGAAUCAUGUUUUAAGUGACAUCGAAGUCUUCAUGGGAAAAGUAGCUGCAAUAGCAGCUAAAAAUACAAAGAAAAAGAAUAAAAAGAAAAAAGGAAAAGCCAUGGACGGUAUGCCCCCUGCAGCAGAAUUUGAAGAGUGUUUCCAAAAGAUCAAAUUUGGUUUCAACCUUUUGGGGGAGCUCAAUGGAAUGAUUAAUAAUCCCAGCGCUCCUGAAUUUGUUCACUCCUUAUUCUCCGCAUUAGCAUUCGUGACAUCUCACUGCGCUGAGGAGCUGCCUCAGAACAUCAUUGCACCGCUGCUGACGCCUCAGUGUAUCCGUCUCCUGAGUGAAGAAGCCUCCACAGAGGAGGACCAGCUGUGGCAGUCUCUAGGAGACGCCUGGAACAUCCCCAGCACCAGAUGGCCAGAAGACGACGAGGACAUCCCGACAUACACUCUGGAGUUCUCUGAUGGCUGGCAGCCUCUUGAGGUGACUGCAGCACCUGAACCCAGUGGACCUAUGAGAAGGCAGGAGCAUCAACAACCUGCACCCAGCCAGACUUCCACCAAGUGGACACCACCGCUUCUCCCCUCGCGAAAGACACGCUCACGUGAGUCAAAACUGCGUUGCAUGCAUGUUAUGAAUGACUUCAUCUCAAGAAACCACAGAGAGCUCACCGUCAGAAAAGGAGAAAUAGUUGAGCUGCUGGACGUGUCGAAGCAGUGGUGGAAAGUGAGGAACAGGGGAGGGGAGGAGGGCUUUGUCCCCAACAAUGUCCUGGAGGCUCAUGACAAGCAACAUAUCGAGGCUGACACACCACAGCAUACUGGAGGUUCUCCUGUCCUCACAAAGAAGACCAAGCCUGCAGAAGUGAAAGCCUGGCUGGAAGACAAGGGCUUUAGUAAAAUCACUGUUCGCUGUCUGGGCGGGCUGAGCGGCUCUAUGCUGCUGGGGAUGACCAGAGAGGAACUGAAGACCGUGUGUCAAGAGGAAGGGGGGCGAGUCUUCUUCCAGUUACAAGCGGUCAAGUCUGCCAUGGCUGUUGCCAUUUAAAAAGAGACCAACAAGAGAACAUCAGAGGAGAAUAAGAAAUCAUCAUGGUCCGAAACAAGUCACCAAUGUCACCAAAUACUGUGAGCUUUCAGAUAAUAUUAAGCAAUUAAAAGUGAGGUUAAGUUUACAGCUUGUUUGGCACAAUAUAAUAUCCUCCGAAACCUUGUAGCAAAUAAUAUAAAUGUCAUUUUGAAAUGUAUAUUAGUCAAGUUGUCAUUUAAAAAUGUCCUAAAAUCAGUUGACAAGUUAUUAGAUGAAGUGUUAAAGUGCAUUUAGACAAUGUAUCCAGCAAUACUAUGAUUACAGUGUAUAGUAAGACAUUUAGCAAUGUGCCUAAGUUAUGUAACACAAAAUGGGGAAAGCAAAAUGCCUAAUAUAUGUGGUCGUAAUAUAACCUGUAAAUAAAAGUUGUCGGACACAGCGUUUUAGUGAAUAAACAUGCUUUAUUUCAUUGUUCAGACAUUACACUUGAACCUUAUCAGAAGCAUCUGCUAAACACUGGCAAUCCAUUUCAGGCAAUAAUAUGGCUACAGAUCAAUGGACAUAAAAUGAGGAAAAAGUCUAAAUCCAUGUCAGUAAGAGACAAGAUUAUGUAAAAACAAAGAUACUUUAUGAGAAAAAUAUCAGCUGAACAAAGAGAAAUAUCUCGAGUGUGAGCAUCAGAAUAGUUUGUUUGGUAAUUAAUGCACGAUGAAGCUAGUAAAUAGAAAGAAAUCAAUGUGAACAAUAAAUCUGUCCUAUUUGAAUAACUGGUUGGUUUUUGUGUUGACAUCCAAAAACAAAAUCACUGUGACUUCUCAGAGAAAACCGUAUCUUUAAAUGGUCUCAGCCUUUUAUCUCUUGUGAAUCACUUCUCAUGCGCCAUUAUCUCCAGGGAUUAAUCGAUCAGUUGAUCGUCAGAAAAAUAAUAAGCAACAAUUGUGAUGAUUAAAUAAGUAAAAACGACCAAUGUACUGGUUCAAGCUUCUCAAAUGUGAAAUUACAUGUGUUGCUUUCUCUUAGUUGUCUAUGAUGAGUAGUGGACUGUUCAACUGAAAUAAACUUGAAUACAUCAUUACACAGAAUUUUGAUUAACAUUUUUUAUAGUUUUCUAUUUUACAGACAAAACAAUAAAAAUAAUUAAUGAAUGGAAAAAAAAAAAAUAGGGCUGCCCCCUCUUAGUUGAUUCGUCGACUAAUCAGUCAUUUUGGUCUAGUUGACUAACAUUUCUUGAGUUGAUUAGUCAUUUUGCGACGCCUUUUCAUGUUAAAUAAAUUAUCUUAAGAUACUUAUGAGCACUUCUCUGGUAAACAAAAGAUUCAAAGUGGUGCUUUUCUCUGAUUCUUUGUGGAGAACUCAGGUUUACAGAUCUGUCGAUUAAAUUAAAUCAACUAAUCAA